AUGAGCUUGAUGUCGAAAUUAAAAUUAAAACCAACAGGUCCAAUUUAUCCAUGGUCUCAAAUUAAUGAACUUGGUGAAUGCAAUCCUUUUCCACGUUAUGAACAUUCAUCAAAUGAAUAUGUAAUUAAUAAUAAAGUAUUCAUUUUCGGAGGGAUUGUCGAAGGAAAAGCACAAAAUGAUGUUUUUUUAGUGGAAACGGAUAAAUUACAUGCAUAUAAGCUUAUAACAUCAGGAGAUAUACCGUAUCCACGGAGUAGACAUACACAUGUUAAUGUCGGGCACAACAUGAUAGUUUUUGGUGGGUUGCUUAAAUAUCCUACAGACAAUUCUGACGCUUUUAUUUACAUACUCAAUACUGUUACAAACCAGUGGUCAAAACUUUCAAUUCCUGAAAAGCUUUUUCUUACACAACGUCACGGCCAUACGGCAACUGUAAUUGGGACCUCCAUGUAUAUAUUUGGUGGUCAAAAUUACAGAGGAAUUUAUUUAAAUGAUUUAAUUGUGUUUGAUUUAACUACCAUGGAAUCACAAAAUUUAAGUUGGAAGAUUAUUUCUCAUUCGAAUUAUGCACCGUCUGGCAGGACUGGACAUAUUGCAUGUGCAUAUAAAGAUAAAAUUUACGUUUUCGGAGGAACUGAUGGAAUCCGAUGUUAUAAUGAUAUGUGGUGCUAUGACAUAAAAGACAAUUCUUGGUCAGAAAUUUCUUCAGUGGACUUUAAUCCUUUGCCGCGUUGUUACCAUAAAGCUGCUCUUGUGGAUGAUAUAAUUUAUAUUUUUGGCGGAAUUACAAAUGAUAAUAAAGAACUAUCCGAUUUAACAGCAUUCAGAAUAAACCAAAAAACAUGGCAUAUAUUUCAGAAAAUGGGUCCUACACCAAGUCCUUGUUAUGGGCAUACAAUGACUGCAGCAGAUGACAAAAUUUUUAUUUUUGGGGGAGAAUCAUUUGAUUCUAAGGGAAUAAUCCAUAUUUUGGAUACAUCUAAAAUAAAAUUUCCUACAGGGACUUAUUUAAAUAUAUCACCGCAACGAAGGAUAUCUGAGCCCCCUAUUUCAAACCAUGUUAACGAACAAAGCAAUAGCAUUAAGAAUAAAAAACCUAUAUCUCUGACUUUAGCACCAUCGCAAAUAACAAAUUUUAUAACAAGGCCUGGAGGUCCGAAACGUCAAGUGAAAAGUCCUCUGGAGAAAGUAACAGAAUCUUUGCCAGAGAUUGAAGAAAAUCAAGCUAUCGAUGAAAAAGUAAAAGCUAUUGAAAUCUCUACAAAUAAUGCAAAAAUGGUAGGAAAGGAUGAAUCUUUUGAUAAAGAAAACACUAAUUUAGAAUUUGAUGGAGCAAAUACAAAUAUAGAACAUAUGCGAAAUAUAAAAUCUACAUUUGACGGAAAACAAAAGUGGAAGUCACAAGAUGUUCAAGCUACAGGUCAAGCACCAAUACUUUCAGACGAUCUUUUCGAUAAUACACCUACUUCUGAAUAUCAUAAUCAGUAUUUUGAUGACCUUUCGAAUAUGAAUCGAGAGAGUUAUUUGGAAAGGCUUCAAGAACAAGAUUUUAAAAUUGCUGAAUUUAAAAAGCGUGAACUUUGGCUUAAGUCCCAACUAGAAUUGGCUAAAAAGAAUGGUUAUACACCAGGUUCCUCUGAUAAUGAUUUAAAUGGUGGUCUUGACACUGGGAAAUUAUCAGUCACUGAAGGGAUAGGAUCUGAGAAAUUCUCAGUUAUUAGAUUUAUUGUUCAAUUAAGCCAACAAUUACAGCAAGCAAAGGAAAUUGCAAUAAAUCAAUCCAGAUUAGCAUAUAAAAAGAUAGCAAAUAUUGAACCAAAAGUUGAAAAAACAUCAAAUUUAUUAGAUGAUGUUCAAGCGAUUAAAGAACAACUGCUUCAAAUAAAAAUGCAGUUAAAAGCAACAAAAAAAGUAGUUGUGAAAUCGGAUAAUAUUGAAAAAGACAGUUCACCCAAAAAAGUUUCAGAACCUUGUGAAAGUGAAGAAGCAAGACCAUCCAAAGAAAUUUCUGAGUGUUAUAAUGAAUCGGAGACGUUUUAUGAAAUAGCAGAAAUUGAAGAUAUGAUUCGUUUAGUUGAAUCAAAAGCGGCAAGAACACAACGACAACUUAAAGAAAUAAAACAAAAAGCAAAUCAAAUUGGAUCGGACCAUCAGAUGAUAAAUAUGUAUGCACAAAGUGCAGACAAAUUAAUGAAAAUGAUUAAAGAUCAAUUAAUUAGCACUAAUAAAGAGGGGUUAGAGGAAAAACUUAAAAGAGCAUUUAAUACAAAUGGUAAUUUUAGAGCAUCAACAUUGCAGGGUUAUAUGGAUCAGCAGCCGUUAAGCCAGCAAUUAAAAAUUUCAAAAAGAGAAAAAUUGCAAAUUUCACACAUGCAAACACAAGUAACUCAAAUUCAAAACGAAAAAGCUUUAUUGAACAGGGAAUACGUGGAAUUGAAAAGAAUGUACGACCCUUUAAAAAAUGAAAAUGAAACGUUGAGAAAGUCUAAUGAACUUUUAAGGCAACAAAUUUUAACAUAUGAAAAUAUGAAAGAAAAUCUUGAACAGGAGAUAGAACAAAAAAAAUCAUCUUUUGAGCAACAAGGAAGUUUAAACAAGGAAACUCAAAGUGAAGAAGAAGAUCAAUGUUGGGAAGAAGAAAGAACUUUAAAAGAAUCAGAAAUUAAUUUAUAUAGGGAAAAAAAUAAUAGAUUGAUCGCCACUAAUGAAGAUUUAGAGCAAAAAUUGAUUAAUUCUGAAAACAAAGUUGCUAUGUUACUUGAUCAAAUGGAAAGUAUUGUUGAAGUUUACCGAUCAAUUGGCGAUGUAUUUGGUAUAUGUAAUAACGAAGAAUUGUCAACGAUAAACUAUAAUAACGAAGAAUUGUCUACGAUAAACUUUAAAAUUCAAGAACCCAAAGCAUCAGAAAGUAAAGAAGACUAUUUUGAUAACUUGGUAAAGGAAAAAUAUCCAGAUCUUCCAAACUUUGUUCUUCCUGAAUAUCCAUCAUCACCAACGGAUACAGAAUUCUCUGAAACUGUUUCAUUUGAUGAAAACGAUUCUGAUAUUGAUGUUGGUAAAAGUAGUGAUCAGAUUCCUACUUUGUGA
This is a messenger RNA of Cetraspora pellucida, 3087 nucleotides long. NCBI's taxonomy places the organism in Eukaryota, Fungi, Glomeromycota, Glomeromycetes, Diversisporales, Gigasporaceae. The record is from the annotation of a GenBank genome assembly.